Messenger RNA from Prorocentrum cordatum, 3721 nucleotides. NCBI's taxonomy places the organism in Eukaryota, Dinophyceae, Prorocentrales, Prorocentraceae. The record is from the annotation of a GenBank genome assembly.
AUGGACCCAGAGCCGAAUCUCUGGGAGAAGGGAUUCGCGGCUUUCCUCAUCUACGCCGACUCAAGACACCUGGUCAAGUACGCGAACCUCCUCUUCACCUACGACAGCAAGUUUUCCCGACACCUGGUCAAGUACGCGACGUUCUCCCACGACAUCCACGUCACAACCGAACAACACCUGCACCUACAGACACCACAGCUUGGCGCCUUCGACCUGAUCACCGUUACCAACUUCGGCAACCUGCGUGGCGCCGUGGAGUCUCAGUGGCCGACCCACUACGACAAGUCCAGCAAGCAGCUGUCCACGAUCGACCGCAUCUUCUUGGGCAUCGACGCGCACGCCAUGCUCUCGGUCUCGACGAUCCUCACCACUGCGAGGGACGCGAUGGAGCUUUCCGAGGAGGGCAUCAGCGACCACGCGCCCCUCGUCCUGCAGAUCACUGCCGCACGCCAUGUACCACGAGAUGAGCAGCCAGCCCCGACGCACCUCUUCAACCACAGGAAGUACCCUGAGACCUACACGCUCAUGCUGGACCACUGCUCCUUGGCGGGGGAAACGGCGGAAGGCCGCUGGAGAGCAGCGAAGCAGUGCAUGAAACUCGCAGCGCGACGCGUUCGUGAUGACCAGCUGCGGACCAACUUCUCCCUACACGUCAAGGACUACAUGGUCGAGACCUCGUACAUGGGCUUCAAGUCGGCGGCGCGAGCGGUCUGGCGACAGGACGCUGUACUGGCAGGCAGGCUUCUCGAGUCCUGCCCUGCGCUGGCCGCCCACCUCCACGUUACCGACGGCACCGUGCGCCUCGUGGACACCCACAGCUUCGCCACCAACUUCGACGCCGUCGCCGAGCGGGUGCACUCCUUGCGCAGGCAGGCGGCGGAGGCAGCAGCUCGGACGGCCAACGUGCGCGACAGCGCAGCCUGGCGGAAGGUUGAGCGCAAGGCCGCCAGGCAUGCGCAGCUCUGGGUCCCGUGGCGGCGACGUAUGAUCCUCUCGGGCCUGCGCGUGGACUCCGCACCGUGUGCCGCCAAGGACUCGAAGGUGGCUCAGCACGUGGUCUCCGACCCCGCGGGCAUGAAGGCGACCGUAGCGAACCACUGGGGCGAGAUCUUCGCGAAGGUGCCGAACUCCGAACAGCUGAAGGCCUUGGGCGCUUUCCUGGACAAGCACGCGCCACUGAAGCACGCGCCCAUCGCCACAUCAUCUACCUCACCCGAGCAGAAGGGCUUCACUGCUCGUCGGCGCUUCGUCGACCACAUCCCGUACCUGGACGCGGAAUGCCGUCGGGAGGGUCUUCUUCCUGACGCGGCGGCCCGCCGCCCCAUGUUCCUGUCGUUCGACUUCCGUCAGGCCUUUCCCUCGCUCUUCAGGGAAGUCAUCGAGAAGGCCCUCCCGCGCUACGGGGUCCCGCUGGGCUUCUGCAACGCGGUCGCGGCGCUCUACAGCAACUGCCUCGCCUUCAGCUCCUUCCGCGCCGAGGGCACCAGCGCGGAGUUCGAGCCGCUGUUCGCGCUCCUGUGCGGCAUCAUGCAAGGAUGCCCGCUCUCUGGCACGGUCUGGUGCUUGGCCAUGGACGCGCCCAUCCGCGCGCUGCUGGUUGCGAUCGCAGAGCAUGGGAUCCUCACGGCUUGCGCCGACGACCUCGGGAUGUUGAUCAAGAACGCUGUCGCCCUCCCUAGCAUCGACUACACCUUCGUCUCCAUAGAGUUUACCUUCAACCUGCAGCUAGCGCUGCACAAGUGCGUGCUGGUUCCGCUGUGGGAGGAGCUCUCGGAGGACACCCUGCAGGACGUUAAGUCUUUCCUCGCUGAGGAGGUCCCCCGCUGGUCGGGCUUCCGCGUCGACUCCACGGCCAAGUACCUGGGGACAUACCUGGGACCAGGCGUCACGGACUUCGGCAUCUGGAAGGCUGCCGCGGGGAAAUGGUGGACCCGCUGCUGGGGGCUGGCGCGCACUGGCAUGGCCACCAGCCUUGCGGCCCGCGCGUACAACAUCAACGCGCUGCCGUGCCUGUCGUACCUCGCGCAGUUCUACUUCAUUGUGCCAGCCAUCUGGAAGGUCGAGUUCACCUCCCUGCACCGCCUGCUGCGGCUGCCGCCCUCGUCCAUGCGCAAGGCCGACAUCCUGUCGAUGAGCGCGUGGUGCGGCUCCCCGUCGCCGACGGGCCUCUUCCCGUACACACUCGCGGCGAUGCUGCGCACGGCGGAGAACACGGUACGCGGAUGGGAAGCUCACCUUCACCACCUUCAUGAAGUUGCGGUGGAGCAUGCCCCACUGGUCGACGUGAUCAAGGGCAACUGGUCGCCGCCGUGGUGGCAGGCGCGGAGGGCGAUCGUAGAGAACUUCGCCCUCAUCACGGACACCUACGGCCAGUUGGACAUUCCCAGACCGACGCUCGAUGUGCUCUCGGUCCCGAUUCCGAGCAUGUACAUCAAGAUUGCGAAGGCGGCGAUGACCCAGGAGACGGAGGCGGCGGCAGCGGCCAUCCCCAACAGGAAGCCCAAGCGCCAGGCCACGGCCGCCAUCUCGCUCCGAGGCUCGCUGUACCCCGAGGACCUGGUUGCCACCAUCCACCGUCGGCUGCGCAGGUGGGGAGUCGUGUGCUCGCUUCCCGAGCUGCGCGAGAGGUGGCCUUCGCUGCGUGACAAGCUGUCGGAGGUCCGCCCUGCAUGGAUGUGGUCGUGGAUCCGCACCGCGUUCAACGGCUGGACGACAUCACGCCGCAUGAGUGCCGUCAUCGAUGCGCGGCCAUGCCUGUUCGGCUGCGACGAGGAGGACGCGCUCGAGCACUACAUCGUCUGCCCGAUCCUCUGGGCGAUGACCGCGGGCGACGCUGGCGCGGACUCCCUGGGCCACGGCGUGGAGCUCCUCGGGUUCGGCGACGCGCAGUACCAUGCAGGGAGACCGAUCACGGACUGCAUCUACGCGGUCGGCCUCAUGUGCCAGUGCUACCACGUCCAGAAGCACCGCGUGGACGUGGGCCUGGAUUCCGGUUUGCUUCCAGUUGCUUCCGCCCUCCUGACUGCCACGCUGAUGUGGACCCUCGGCCUGCAAAGGGCCGUGGCCCUGCCGGGCGAGGUCCCCGGGCCGGCGUCCAGGACGAAGGCCCUGCAGGAGGCGGCCGAGCUCCGCGCCCAGAAGGACCAGAUGGAGAGGCAGCUGGCGGACACCGAGCGGCAGGCCAGCGAGGAGCUCGCGCAGCUGCGGAUAGAGAACGCGCGGCUGCAGGCCCACUUCGAGGGGGCCGAGGCCCGGGCGAACCAGGAGUUCGAGCGCUGCGUGCGCGAGAUGGACGAGGUGCACAGGUUGAGGCUGGAGGUCAAAUCCCUCAGGGAGCGGGAGCUCACGCUGCAGGCGAAGAACGCCGAGCUCGAGCGCCACGCGGAGGGCGGGGCGAGCCCCAAGGAGCCGCUGUGAAGGCGACGGCUGCGCCGGCCCCGCGCCAGAGGCGCGGGAGGCCUUCCCGAGUCCGCCGCGGUGUAGUUAGGGCACGCGCCAGUGCCGUCCGGUCUCUCCUCCGUCUUCUCGCUUUCCCGGCCCCUCCGUGGCGCGUCCUGCGUUCGCUUUCCCGUCAUCACUGUCGUGUUGCUGCUGCCUCUCCCUCCCGCCCUCCCUGCCCGGCGCGCCCCCGGGGGCAGCUUCGCGCGGCGCCAGCUGCCGCGCCGAAAGCGCGGCCCGCGCCGGCGGCGAGCCGGCCCUGCCCCGCACGCGUCGCUGCCGA